Messenger RNA from Bacillus rossius redtenbacheri, 9834 nucleotides. Its product is annotated as ankyrin repeat domain-containing protein 11. The transcript is spliced from 7 exons. Gene Ontology annotation, cellular component: nucleoplasm. The coding region runs from base 4028 to 6256 and encodes 742 amino acids. The record is from RefSeq and is a predicted model, not a curated record. Lineage: Eukaryota; Metazoa; Arthropoda; Insecta; Phasmatodea; Bacillidae.
UCAUUUCAUCAAUGUUUUGUUAUGACGUUGUCACGUUAAACUAUCGUCCGUAAACCAACUUUACAGACAACCAACUUUUUUUUUAAAAGUGACGAUUGUAUUUCGUAACUACUAAACCAUCAUCAGACGUGGUCAAGCAAAAUUUCCGCAAUGUUUUGGAUGGCAAAGGCGAGGUUAAAAAGUGACUUCAACUGCGUCACCCCAUGUCGUCUCCUGACAAUUCCUAUCUCCAUUCUUUUAGCAUUAACCUUUAUACAGCUGCGGUUUGCUUGGCUAACCAGUCGUUAACCAGGGCGACUUCAACAGCAAGAAUAGCCAACCCACUCCCAUCAACUAAUAACCUCCAUGACACGAAUCUACCGCACAUCUUGAAUGUUCAGUUCACUAGAGGGCAAACGAAAGACGUGUUACAUUUAUUUGCCCUGGGAAUCAGCAAUUUGCUUUCCGGGGCUGAGAUUUGCAUUUGUCGUUUCGUGAGCUUCCAGUUGAAGCGAGUCGGUCGUCAGUUGUUGCAUUUAUUGGAGCUGUUACUGCUCAUCUACGAACAUAGUUUCAUGUAACUAUCUAGACCAGUGACUCGCGGUGAAAAAGUGUUUGUUAUGCCCAGAUGUGAUUUGGAGUUUCUUUUCUGAGGUACUUAACAAGAGUCUACGCGAGCUUACAAAAUUUUAACUUAGAAGUUGGUAUUUAACAAAAAAUGAGUUUGCAUUGUAAAAUACAUGUAUAUAUUAAGUGAUAUAAAAUAUAAUUAUCUUUGAAAGAUUUGUGCGAUGGGAGUGCAUGACUUGAUGUAAGCUUUUGGACAUACGCCAUUGCUAAGCACAUGUAUGUCUGUAGAAGAAAACUACAAAAAACACAACAGUUGAAACGAGACAAAAACACGACAAAACGAAAAGACGAAACAAACACAAUAGUUUUCCAAAACAAAGGAACGAAAAAAACCCCACAACUGUUGUGCUGAAUUUUUUUUUGUGUUCAACAUUUUUGAUGCUGUCAUCAUUUGUGAGGGUUUUUUCGUUCUGAUAGUCCAUUUUUCUUUGUUUUUCUUUGUUGACCAUAUUCCUGUUAUGGAAUAUUAUGUGGUGUUUAUAUCCUGUUGGCAACAGCAAUGUUUUGCUUAAUUUGUGUUUUUGUCUUUUGGGUUUUUUGUAGUUUUCUUUUACAGACAUACAUGUGCUUAGCAAUGGCGUAUGUCCAAAAGCUUACAUCAAGUCAUAUAAAAUAUUGUUUUUUACGUGAGUUGCGUUACAUGUGAUAAAAUACGUAAUCUCGUUCUCUGUCAAGAAUUUUUUCCUUACAAUUACAAAUCGUGAAGCACUCUAAAGACUCGCGAAUGCCCAGGAAAAAUAAACAUAAAUUCAAGCGUUUCAGACAAAGUAACGGAUUACUUGGUACACAACACGAAUCUAGUAAACAGUGUUAACUAUUUUUUACCGAUUGAAUACAUUGUUCAUGACAAUUUGUUUUUUAAAAUUUGAUUACUUAAAGUCCAAUACGAAUUAUAAAACCCGCCAUAGAGGCACCACUGAAGAAUUUUUAUGGGUGACGUAAACCUCAAUUUUACUAAUCGUUUUAUUUGUGUAUAGCGAGAAGUUAUUCGAAAAAAUUAUCCAUAUGGUAAACUACGUAUACAUGUCAAUAUUUGUUUAUUAGCUAUUUAAUUAUUUAUUCAUUACCGAAUUGGUGGCGGAAGUUUUUAGGUCAUUCUCUUACACUCAACAAUUUGACCUAAUACAUCACAAUCGGCGUUACAUAAACGUACGAAAAUACUAAACUUAACUUAGCUAACCAAAUAACUAAAAUCCAAACUAUCAAAGAACAUAAACAAAUAUAAGUAAAAACCAUAUUUUUUUUUAAAAUUAAUACAACAAUGGAACAGAAAGUUAUAUAAACACAUUAAACAUGCAUAUCUACAUGGACUUUUGCCAAUAAAUUAACCCGGCUGUGGUUAUGGAAUCAUUGAACAAGGUAUUUCGCAACUUAACUGAAGAGUUUCUGUGCCUAGUAACUCUGGAAGUAUCCAGUAAACCCGAAUUCUGCAAGGUUAUUGCUUACAGGAAAUGGUACGUCAUAAAAAUGUUACGAGUACAAGAUAACAAUGACGCACCACGAAUCUAACGCAAUGUAAACCUAGGUCGAUUGUAAAAAAAUUCUAAUCAUAAUGCAAUUUGGGAAUCGUUAACUCACAAGGAAAAAAAAAAUUUCCUUCCUACUUUGACAGUUUGUUUUUAGCAUAAAUAAAUGUAUCUAAACAUUCUCAUUGUUUUUGUGUAGAAAUAUAACAAUUUAAAUCGUGACGAAAACACGAAACAAGAUCGUAGUUAUCAUAUGCACUAAUGUUUAUAUCCCACUUCAUGCACAGAAACAGGAAAUACAAGCCGAAACGAAAGAAAUGCAAAUGGCCAUUUUCUUGCUUCACGUUGUUGCAAGGUUAUAAACGGGUACCAUGAAUCAUGGAAGUAAGAAGUCAGGGAUUGGGUGUGUGCAAACUUUCUCAUGUUAAUAAUUGAAGUAAAAAUGAGAACAUCCCUUUUUUUUUUCCUUCGCAUCUGGAUAGUAAAGCAUCUGUGGUUAAAAUUGAGAUCAAUGCUUAUUUCUACGAUGACAUUUUUACGAUUCUUCAUAACAAGUUUCUUUCAAGAUAUUUACAAAAGUUUAAUAUGAGCCUUUAUGCAGCUAUGGUUUGUUUUGCUAUACAACUGCUAAAACAUCGCAAUUUAUAUGAUACCUACACUUAUUCCACUAAAAAAAAAAAUGUGUUGUAUUAUCGGCAUAAUUUAUAAAAAAACGCUUUCGCGCAGACCGGGUAAAUAACUAUGGUUGCCUAACGUUGGUGCGUGUUUAAACAAUGACGUGUUUCGCGAAUUGUCAACUAGAAAAUGAAAAAAAAAAAAAAAAAAACCUUUCAAGCAGACAGCUGAGGAAUUAUAUUUGUAGUUCAAUAUAAUACACUACGUGGAUUCAAUUGUGAUUUGAACAAGUUACAAUAAUUAUUGUACACGUGAUUUGUAAACGCCAAAUUUUUUAAAGUAUAAAAACUAGACGCCUUACUCAAGUAAACGACUUGUUAUUAUAAAUGCGCGUAUAGAGAUGCCCUUUCAAUUAAGGCUCAAUUAUUUCUCCUAACUAAAUCCAACAUCACUUGUACUAUCACGUGAUAGUCUAUCACAUCAUUCCAGUCUUAAAAAACUAUGCUUGGCUGUGGUUAAAGAAGGGAUCAUAAUUUACUCCGAUGUGUUUUUUGGUAGUCAGUGUUAUUUAUAAUAAUGAAAAAAUAAUUCAUGAGAUAUGUUCAUCGCACAAGUUUCUAUGUUUAUUGUUAAUAAUAUUUAACAAUCUCAUUUAUCUUGUAAUAAUUCAGAACGGUUCAAAAUUGUAUGCUACGUUUGGAGACAAUGGUGGUGGGGGGGAUUUUUUUUUUUGCAUAGCUUCGUAUAAUUAUUCAGUUAAGCCUGGUGGCUAAGCCCGACGAUUGGUUCUCGAAUACUCAACCACUUCUCUCCUAUUGGCUGGCGAAGGGACCAAUGCACGCCCCUACAUGAAAGCACGAACAUCGAUAGGGUGCGUUUGAAAAUAUAACGUGUUUAAUAGUAUUAUUGUUGGGUACUCUUCUAGAAAAUCUAUUUUGUAUGAACUUCAGUGUAAAUACAGCACGUCGCGUCGCUCAAUGGCAGUUACAGGACCACAAGGCUCAAUAUUUAAUAAGAAAUCCCAAAUGACCGAGCGGAACCUAUGCGGGCGUCGCAACACGGGCCGAGCGUGCGUGGUUGGGUCCAGUGGGCGGAGCCAGCGUGGGGAGGGGCGGGGCUUGGGGCCCGCCCGGCGCUCCGCGAAUGCGGGAACCGGCAAAGAUGGCGGCAGAACAUUGAACGAAUCGUUACGGAGCGGUCGACCGACGUGGACGGGAGCGACCCACCCAGCUCGCCGGCUCGGAUGCUAGUGACAGUAGCACCUCCACCGGAACUGCGGUUUUGUUUCUGCUGCUAUCGAUAGGACGGGUCCAAUAACCCGUGGUGCCCCCUGUGAGAUGAGAAAGUUACCAGCGCACAACAAAGGUGAUAAGUCGAGUUCCCCGCGCGUAACCCUUCGACUACAACAUAUCAAAGUAAAAGAUGAGAAAAAGGCAUCCAAAGCCGCUGCAUCUGAAAUAACGUCAUUCGAUAACAGGGUCCAGUUCACAGUCAACAUGGACCCGAAGGAGGAAGUGUACGAAGUGAAGGGGGGCGCCAAGGAGACGGCAGACUCCGACAAGACGCCGCAGCCGGACAGCACUGCGGUCCAGGAGUCUGGGGAGGCUUCGAGACCAGACACCACUCCCGACCCCGCGCAGCCCGGCAAGAGGAGCUUCGCGGACGUGGCGGAGGUAGCGGGGGACGACGCGGACGAAGAAAACAAGCGCAAGAAGCGGAAGGACGCGGAUGCGGGCAAGGAGAAUCCCAGGAACGGUAGCGGUCGCUUUGCCGGAGGGAGGAACGGCAGCGAGAAGGGCUUGAAAGCGCCGGGCGGUUCGAAGAACAGCAACACCAAGAGUGGUUACGGGGGCGUGCUGGCCGAUCGCAAAAGCCCGAACAGCGGGGACAGCAGCCCCAAACUCGGCGGCUCCUCCGGCGGAAACAAUGCCAAAACUACGAACGCCGAGGAAGAAGGCGAAAAUGAAGAAAGCCGGGGAAGUGCCAAAAGCGAAACGUCUUCAAACUCUUCAAAUAGUUCUUGGGUAGGUCCUAAGGUUCCGCCUCUGAAAAUCGUGAUCCCCCAGCAGACAUUGUCCACGGAACAAGAGCAGAGCACUCGCAACGGGAAGAACGGUGCAUCGCGACACCACGCUGCUCUGCCGUACGUGGUCGCCUCGUCCAACAGCAGCGAGCCCUCUCCCGAGAAGGAACCCGCCGCACAGACCUCGUCCGGUGGCACCGCCGGCCUGACGGAAGUCGGCGGAGGCGGAGGGCCCGCCAAGACGGACGAGAAGAAGGACCCGGUCCCGGGGGCCGUCUCGGCGGACGACAAGCAGUCGACGCACCACCAGAGGGUGCUGCGCAGCUCGCACCGCAACGGGGGUCCCGGCAACGGCUCGACGCCGGGAUCGAGUUCCUCGUCCAGCACGGCCGGGUCCACCGGCGCCGCGUCCCCCCCGGCGGUGGCCCCGGCGCCCGGGGAGGGGGGGUCGCCCCCGCGUCGCCAGACCCCGUCCCCCCAGGAGCAGGCCGCCCCCGCGACGGACGCCUCGUCGCCCGGUCCCUCGAAGGUGGUGCCCCCGGCGGCCGCCGCCGCCGCGGAGGAGAAGCCAGAGUCCCCGCCCCAGCCCCAGGCUCAGCCGCAGGCCCCGCCCCAGCCGCCGCCCCAGCCGGCUCCGCAGCCUCCGCCCCAGCAGCAGCAGCCGUCGCAGCAGCAGCAGCAACAACAGCAGCCUCAGCCUCAGCCGCAGUCGGCGCCCGCGCCCGUGGAGCUGCACCCGCGCAAGCGCAAGAUGAAGCAGAGCAAGGAGGGGCAGGGGGCGUCGUCCGCUGCCUCCAGCUCCGAGGCCGCCGACUCCAGCAGCGCCUCCACGGAGGUGCACCCUCACGAGCAGCCCAUCACCAACUGCUACCAGCUGUUCCUCAACAUCAGGAAGCAGAUCGAGCGGCGCAGGAAGGGGCUGUUCCCGGUGCAGCCGAAGCCGCCCCAGGGCUUCAAGGACUACCUGAUGAACCGCUGCACCUACGUGCUGGCGGGCAACGCCUCGUCGCGCAUGCCCAUCCCCAUCAUCUCCCCCCCGCAGUCCCUGCCGGAGCAGAUGAAGGAUCUGUUCGCGGAGCAGGAGAAGGAGCGCUACCGCCUGCGCAUGCAGCACGUGAUCGAGAAGGAGAAGCUGGUGCUGUCGGUGGAGCAGGAGAUCCUGCGGGUGCACGGGCGGGCGGCGCGGGCGCUGGCCAAUCAGGCGCUGCCGUUCUCCGUGUGCACCAUCCUCAAGGACGAGGAGGUGUACAACGUGAUCACGCCCGAGCAGGAGGAGAAGGACCGCAACGCCCGCUCGCGCUACAACGGCCGCCUGUUCCUCAGCUGGCUACAGGACGUCGACGACAAGUGGGAGAAGAUCAAGGAGGCGAUGCUGCUGCGCCACCACAACGAGGCGGAGUCGCUCCACGCCGUGCAGAAGAUGGACUGGGAGUGGAAGAUGAAGGAGCUGGGGAUCUGCGAGUUCAAGGCCAAGCCCGUCAUCGAGGAGCUCCACGUGCCCAUGGUGCACGUGAGCGACGACUUCGACCUGCUGCCGGCGUGAACCCCGCCCCGGCGACGGAGGCUCUGAACGUGCCUGCCCGAUAUCUUCCCUUGAUUGACGGUUCUGUUGUAGUUGUGGUUCUUCGCCGGUCUCGGGAGCUUUGGAGUUAUUUUCGUUUGAAAACCCAAGGGACCUCGCGCGGCUCCACGGAUGAACCAUGGAGCUUCCAUUCCGACUCGCGGAGGCCACCGUCCGUUUUUGAAGCGCAUCACGCGGGAGGGGCCGGUUUUUCCUUUGGGGACGGUGUCCAGAAAUUGUUUUCCUCUCGGGGUUGCAUGCUUUUAACACGAAACAGGAUUUGUUAGGUCUCUUUAUGCCACGUCAUUAGUUGCAGGUUUGAUAUUGAUCGCAAGAGAUAGAUUGAAUGUUUACAUCCCGUAAUCGAUUGACCUAGGACGUUUGAUGCUGUGGUAAUUAACAUUACUUGUCGAUACAGUUCUGAUUCAUUGAAUGACUUGGCGUUUGCAGUGGAGCGUAGGUCUUCACGUCCCCAAAAAGAUUAGUGCAGGAAGUCACUGCAGAGAUUGUAAUCAGUUGUUAUAAUUUUGUUUUUGCUAACACGGAGGUAUGCAAAAUAAGGAAAUGUUAAUUUAUUUAGCGGACAGGAAAGAAGUAGGCAGAUGUUUGCUGUCGAGCUGUUGUACAGACAUGCAAUACUUUUUGUUCGUCUGUGCACACAAAAUCUUGUGAGUUUUUCUUUAACCUUAAAUGGGGCAUUAGUUAAUUUCUCAUCACAAGUUCACUGCUAUGCUGAAUAUCGUGGGAGAGUUACAUAGGCUGUUAAGUGCACUAGUUGAUUUUAUCCUGUGGCCAGACUAUCAGACUGUGGUUGGCUGAAUGACCACUUUAGACUUUUGCAUGAAGAGGUUUCAUAGCGAAGAGUUACCAAUUGAAGGGGGGAGGCUUGAAUCCCUUCAAAGACAUUAUUUAAAAUUAUAUCAUUAUUUAGUUUUUGGCAGUGUUCGUACGUAUGUAGAGUAAGAUGAUGUGAGUGAAAUGUGAUAAAACAAAUACGUGUUAAUACACCAUGUAACGUUGGACUCAACAAAUAAAAUCAUAAACUCUGGUCUACCUAAAGUAGUAUCCUGACUGCUCGGAAAUUGACAUGCCCUUGGUUUUAUUUCUAGGACAAUAUCUUUUUAAAAAAGGAGAUUUCAGUGUUUUUGUUCUUAUUAAUAGGUAUGUCUUUAUUCAUUAAAAAUUUUGUUUUAUUCAACAAAAUUAAACUAUAGUAUUUUUUAAUACUUAUUUUACCAAAAGAAUCUCAUUGUAAUUAACACCUGAUGCAGUUUGUACAGUACACUCAUUAGUAGUAAGCGUGUCUAACAGAACUACUCAUAAAAAUAAAAAUAAAUGCGAACUUUUUGUGUGUUGGAACAUAUUCUAUCAUUAAUGUAAAAACUAGUUACUAAUGUAAGGCAUGCAAGUUCAAACAAAAUAAUAUCAAUUUUUUCAAACCCAUUAUAGUAAAAAAUUCAUGCUAAAUAAAUUAUGUACAUUCUAUUAUUUUAGAAUGAUUAAACAUUAGGUUUUUAUAAUUUGAGUUAAGUUGUGUCAAAAGGCUGAUUUAUUUCAUGUUUCUGGUUAAAUUUUGAUGCUAAGUAGUGUAUUAAUUUGCAUUUUGGUGUUAAUUUCUUGUAUUGGCAUGCUUUGCGGUGUUAUUUUGGUUUUAUCGCGAUUCACAAUAUAAUCUCGUCCCUAGUGAUCUGUGUGCAAGACGUCACCAGUCUGGAUGCCAUGAGCCGUGGCAAUAGGUUGUGUGCGUGACUCGUGUUGAAAUAUUUUUUGCUAUUUUAUUUUUACGUCUUUUUGGUGGCGAAGCGAUUAAAAAAAACACAUUUUGUUACACUAAUCUGCCCAUAAUAAAUUUACUGAUUAUGUUAGAUUGGCUCAUGGUUUCAUUGUAAUAGUUACUGCUGUGAUUUGUGUGGGUAAAAUAUUAACGGUUAUUGAGCUGGAUGUCACUUUAACUUCAAUUUCCAAAAGUUUUUGCUAACGUACAUUUUAUUUUUUGACGCCUUGCUUCACUUUAUGUAGUCUUACAUAGUUGAAGAUUGUACAGUUAAGAUAUUUGGAAAUUGCUUCCUAAUCUAAUAUUCUGCACGUGCCUGCUUAAGGUACCUCGUAUUUAACUGAAUAUGAUUCUGUAAUUUUUACCAGAUCUGCGCAUUAUACGUACCUGGAAACUUGUAUUAUGCCAUUGGGAAGGAAACUACAGGCUUUUUUCUCUUAAAUGUGUCACUUAUGCCACUUCAGACUUGUUUUAAUUACUGCCUCCUGAACCUCCACUUAGUUGAAGAACUACACGCUCUGCCUGUAAACUGCAUCGCUUACACCACUUUAGUUUGGGGCUUGCUGGACCUCAGCGCGAGUGAGACAGAUGAGAGAUGCAGGAUGAAGGAGAGGGGGCAAAUGGAGUUAAGUCACUGGGUUCUCACUGCUUAGUCCACAUUCGUUGCUUUCUGAACAGCGACUUUCGAACUACAGUCAUAAAAAAGCAAUUGUUUUGUCUAACUGCAGCUUGGUGUUUUAAAGGGAGGCCAUGUAAAUCACUCAACUUAAUGAAAGUGGCACCAGAAGGGGUCUAGUGAGUAUGGAUUAAAUUUAAUAAUUUACAUAAUAUAAGUGUUACUUUCUUGAAUUGUGAUUUCCAACUCGUAAUCUUUUUCAUAAACUCAUAAUCAGAACAUUUAGGGGUCUCAUUAUAUUCAGUCUCUUGUUAUUUUUGGGUAGAUACUUUAUUUUGUUUAAUUUUUAUUAUUAUUAACAGUACAUGUAAAAAUGAAAAAAACAAAACGCAAUAAGAAAAUAUUAUUUAAAUACAUAUCCAGAAAAAGUUCUUACUUUGGUUCACUACUAGGAAUUCAUAGGCACGCUUAAGCAUUAUGAGAUUAUGCUAAUUUAACAACUUGGAUACUAAAUAGCUGCAUCCGUCAUGAGUCAAAAGAUACUGUUGUCACAGUGCCAUUGGCAAAUAAGGCAUUGCAAAAUAAUUGUUAAUUUCCAAUUUGGGAACGUGGUCUGUAUCCAAACUUGCUGCAGUAAAAUCCUCUGGAAAAAAUUUCCUGUUUAAUAAGUUUGAAAAAUGUAAAAUAUUAACUUAAAAUACCUACAAUUUAACCAUCUUUAUUAGUUCUGCCUGUGAAUUAGUCUAAAUUUCUUAGUACCUCAAACUUUUAACAGGUGUUAACUAUAUUUGAGUACAUAGUAUGUUAUUAAAGGCUUUGGCAAAAGAACACACAUUGUUUCUGUCUGUCAUGAAGAAAGUUUUGCCAGAAACCUUGCUGAAAAAAAUUUGUUUGUUCAAAGGCUGUAAAGUUGGAAUUGUGAAUGUUAAAUUUUUGUGUUUUGUAGGUGUGUAGCAAUACUUAUUUUAACCAUUGAAGAACACAUUUUCUUUACAUGGAAAUUAAAAUGGUAAAUAUUUUGUAAUGCUUUGUAAUGGUGAUAUCCAUAGCAUGUUCCAGCUAAUCUGAACGUAUUUUGAUAUGUUUGCCAAAGGAAUAAUCUUGGCUGAAGCUAGACUAUGCACUGUAACAAAUAUUGUUAUGAAAUUCUAAAUAAAUUUUUAAAGCCCA